Durio zibethinus is the source of this 1688-nucleotide messenger RNA. RefSeq names its product putative inorganic phosphate transporter 1-5. The record is from RefSeq and is a predicted model, not a curated record. Gene Ontology annotation, biological process: transmembrane transport; phosphate ion transport. Gene Ontology annotation, cellular component: membrane. Gene Ontology annotation, molecular function: phosphate transmembrane transporter activity. NCBI's taxonomy places the organism in Eukaryota, Viridiplantae, Streptophyta, Magnoliopsida, Malvales, Malvaceae.
UUUUUUAAUUUUUUCAUCAUCUUGUUCAGGUAAAAAUCAGCCAUUUUGAGGAAGAUUAGUCACAAGUUAAGACCGAGCUAGCUAUGGCUAAAAACCAGCUUGGAGUUCUUAACGCAUUGGAUGCAGCAAGGACACAAUGGUAUCAUUUCACUGCAAUUGUAAUUGCAGGAAUGGGAUUCUUUACGGAUGCUUAUGAUCUGUUUAGCAUCUCUCUUAUCACAAAAUUGCUUGGCCGAAUUUACUACCACGUUGAAGGAGAUCCAAAACCUGGAAUAUUGCCUCCUAAUGUAGCAGCUGCCGUUAAUGGUGUGGCCUUUUGUGGCACUUUUGCUGGUCAGCUUUUCUUUGGCUGGCUUGGUGAUAAAUUGGGUCGGAAACGAGUUUAUGGGCUUACCCUAAUCCUCAUGGUGGUGUGCUCCAUUGCCUCCGGGAUUUCCUUUCGAAAGUCUCCAAAUAGUGUCAUGGCAACACUUUGCUUUUUCAGGUUUUGGCUUGGUUUUGGAAUUGGUGGUGACUAUCCCCUCUCGGCCACAAUCAUGUCUGAAUAUGCCAACAAGAAGACUCGUGGAGCAUUUAUCUCUGCAGUUUUUGCAAUGCAAGGAUUUGGAAUUUUAGCAGGUGGAAUUGUUGCUCUUAUUGUGUCAGCUGCAUUUGAUCAUGCAUAUAAGGCCCCUCCAUAUAAAAUUGACGCAGCAGGCUCAACUGUGCCUGAAGCUGACUAUAUUUGGCGCAUCAUUCUGAUGUUUGGAGCAGUUCCUGCUCUCCUCACUUACUACUGGCGAAUGAAGAUGCCAGAAACAGCCCGAUACACCGCCCUCGUAGCCAGAAACGCAAAACAGGCUGCUGCAGACAUGUCCAAGGUGUUGCAAGUGGAGCUAGAAGUUGAAGAAGAGAAGGUAGAAAAGAUAGGAACAGCACCAUCCAACUCUUUUGGUCUAUUCAGUAAGGAAUUUGCCCGGCGCCAUGGACUGCACUUGGUUGGAACAACUACCACUUGGUUCUUAUUAGACAUUGCCUAUUACAGUUCCAAUCUGUUUCAAAAAGACAUCUUUAGUGCAAUAGGUUGGCUUCCAAAACCUGAAAUCAUGAGUGCAACUCAUGAGGUUUAUCGGGUUGCAAAGGCACAAACACUUAUUGCACUUUGUGGCACUGUCCCUGGAUACUGGUUUACAGUGGCUUUCAUCGAUUAUAUAGGCAGGUUCACAAUUCAAUUGAUGGGUUUCUUCUUCAUGACAGUAUUCAUGUUUGCUCUUGCCAUCCCUUACCAUCACUGGAGAUCUCACCACGCUGGAUUCCUUAUCAUGUACUCAUUGACCUUUUUCUUUGCAAAUUUUGGACCCAACGCCACCACAUUUGUCGUGCCAGCUGAAAUUUUUCCAGCAAGGCUGAGGUCAACAUGCCAUGGGAUAUCAGCGGCAGCAGGCAAAGCUGGGGCCAUAGUUGGUGCAUUUGGGUUCUUGUACGCAUCACAAAGCACAGAUCCAUCAAAGACUGAUAAAGGUUACAAGCCUGGUAUUGGAGUGAAAAAUUCACUGCUUGUGCUUGGUGCAAUCAACUGCCUUGGGAUGGUGUGUACUCUUUUGGUGCCUGAGUCCAAGGGAAAAUCAUUGGAAGAGCUAACAGGUGAAAAUGAAGACCAUGGCAACGAGAUCCAACAGUCAUCUACUACUCCGACAGUUCCGGUCUGA